Danio rerio (zebrafish) is the source of this 1685-nucleotide messenger RNA. NCBI's taxonomy places the organism in Eukaryota, Metazoa, Chordata, Actinopteri, Cypriniformes, Danionidae. The record is from RefSeq and is a predicted model, not a curated record.
UACCUGAUUAAGAAAGAAAAUGAAAAAGGCCUUUGAUUAGAGUAAUAAACCUGAUGGGACGUGCUGAAUGAUUGGUAAAAGCAGACAAAGUCUGAAGCUGCAGACAGAAACAUCAGACUGAGGACAGAAACACACCAGCUCUGAGAAAUGGCUCAAUCUCUAUAUUUCUCUCUUCUCCUCAUUGCUCUCUGCUCCAUAUCUGAAUGUGUUCAGCGUCAGUAUCACUUUAUAAAUGAGAAGAAGAACUUGACUGAAGCUCAGAGAUACUGCAGAGAGAAUUACACAGAUCUGGCCACUGUUGACAACAUGAACAACAUGAUCCAGCUGAACAAGAGUGUGAAUGAUGAACGUGUCUGGAUUGGUCUUCAGAGGACGAGUGUUUAUAAAUGGCAUUGGUCUUCAGGUGAUCCUGCGCUCUUUCUGAACUGGGCAUCUGGACAACCAGUUGGCAGUGAUAAUUGUACUUAUAUGACAAAUGGACAGUGGAUUGUUGGGCCAUGUAGUGCCAUCUCACCCUUCAUCUGUUACAACAUGAGCAGAGGACUGGUGUUUGUCAAUCAGACAGUGAACUGGAGAGCCGCUCAGAGUUACUGCAGACAGAAUCACACUGAUCUGGUCAUUGUGAGGAACCAGAAUGAGAGUCAACAGCUGGAGCAGUUCAUUAAUGACAGACAAUUAUCUGGAGGUGCAAUCUGGAUAGGUCUGUUCAGAGACCCAUGGCAGUGGUCAGAUCAGAGCAACUCCUCAUUCAGAUACUGGAAAACUACUGAACCUGAUAAUUAUGGAGGAAUUGAAAACUGUACCGUGAUUGAAGAAAAUGCUCAGGGAAGAUGGGCAGACUACCCUUGUUACUGGAAGAUGCCUUUUGUGUGUCAUGAAGAUAAACUGAUUGUGAUCCAGCAGAAUCUGUCGUGGUCUGAAGCUCUGAGAUACUGCAGACAGAAUCAUGUGGAUCUGGUCUCGGUUCAGUCAGUGGAGAUGCAGCGUCGUGUGAUGAACGUGGUUAAACUGGCGUCUACUGAGGCGGUGUGGUUGGGUUUACACCACUACUGCAGCAUGAACAUGUGGCUCUGGCUGACUGGAGACAUGGUGUGCUAUCAGAACUGGGCUCCAGGGAACGGCAGCACACCGGAAAACUGCAAACUGGAGAACAGAAAAGGAGCAGUUCAGUCUGGAGGAGAUCAGACCUGGAUCAGCCUUCCUGAAUCUCACAGACUCAACUUCAUCUGCACUAACUAGAUGAGAAAAGACGGAAGAUUGUUGGUGUGUUUACUCAUGUUGACGGUUUCUUUACUUUUAUUUUAGGCUUUAUUCUUUAAAAAGUUUUUGAGUUAAACUGUUUAAGAUUAAAAAGUCAAAUAUAUCCGUUUCAUUUCAUUUAUCAUGACCCAAUAUGCUUCUUUUAACAUCAAUGUAUAACAUUAUUAUGUAAGAUUGUUUAGAUGUGAUAAGUAUAUUUGAAAUACUCUUUUUAUACCUGGUGGCCUUUGGUCUCAUAUGAUUUGCAUGUAUAAAUGACUUGUUGAAUGUGAUUCUGUGAGCAGCAGCUCUGGAGAAUAGCAUCAUCUGUCUCUCGGCAGAUUAACUCUGGUUUAUUUAUUUGAGGCACAGCUAAGGGUUGAUCCAAAUUAAUCUAAGAAAAUUACGAUAACAGAACAUUAACUGAAAUAAACUGAUCUACAGCC